Messenger RNA from Saccharomyces mikatae IFO 1815, 804 nucleotides. RefSeq names its product GPI-anchored mannoprotein (gene TIR1). Gene Ontology annotation, biological process: fungal-type cell wall organization. Gene Ontology annotation, molecular function: structural constituent of cell wall. Gene Ontology annotation, cellular component: fungal-type vacuole; fungal-type cell wall. Bases 1 to 804 code for a protein of 267 amino acids. Lineage: Eukaryota; Fungi; Ascomycota; Saccharomycetes; Saccharomycetales; Saccharomycetaceae. The transcript has a single exon. The record is from RefSeq and is a predicted model, not a curated record.
AUGGCCUACACUAAGAUCGCUUUAUUCGCUGCUAUCGCUGCUUUCGCUUCCGCUCAAACUCAAGAUCAAAUCAAUGAAUUGAACGUUAUCUUGAACGAUGUUAAAUCCAACAUACAAGAGUACAUAAGCUUGGCUUCCGACCCUAACUCUGGUUUCUCCUUGGCCAGUAUGCCAGCUGGUAUUUUGGACCUAGGUAUGGCCUUGGCUUCCGCUACCGACGACUCUUACACCACUUUCUACUCUGAAGUUGACUUUGCCGGUGUCAGCAAGAUGUUGACUCAAGUCCCAUGGUACUCAUCCAGGUUAGCACCAGCUUUGAAGUCUUUGGAAGGUGAUGCCUCCUCUUCUGCUGCUCCAAGCUCCACUGAAGCCAAGACCUCCUCUUCUGCUGCUCCAAGCUCCACUGAAGCCAAGACCUCCUCUUCUGCUGCUCCAAGCUCCACUGAAGCCAAGACCUCCUCUUCUGCUGCUCCAAGCUCCACUGAAGCCAAGACCUCCUCUUCUGCUGCUCCAAGCUCCUCUGAAGCCAAGACUUCUUCUUCUGCUGCCCCAAGCUCCUCUGAAGCCAAGACCUCUUCUGCUGCUACUUCUUCCGCUAAGGUUUCUUCUUCUGCCGUUGCUUCUUCCGCUAAGGUUUCUUCUUCUGCCGUUGCUUCUUCCGCCAAGGCCUCUGCCAUCUCCCAAAUUACUGAUGGUCAAAUCCAAGCUACCAAGACUGUUGCUCAACAAACUGAAAAUGGUGCUGCUAAGGCCUUCGUUGGUAUGGGUGCUGGUGUUGUCGCCGCCGCUGCUAUGUUGUUAUAA